AUGGCGAGGAGGCGCAUCAGCAGCCUCCUCACUUCGCUUCUGCUGGGACUUUUCCUCCUCCAUGUGUCGGUGAAAGGAGUGCAACAACAGGAGCAACGGCAAGAAGAGGAGGAGCGGUCCUGUCAGGGCGCCUUCGACCUCUACUUUGUCCUCGACAAAUCAGGAAGUGUAAAGCAUCACUGGAUCGAGAUUUACUCGUUUGUGGAGCAGCUGGCAGAGAAAUUUAUCAGCCCCAUGUUGAGAAUGUCCUUUAUAGUCUUCUCGACGCAUGGCAAAAUCAUCAUGAAGUUAACUGAGAACAGGGAAGCCAUCACUGGAGGGCUCAGAGCUCUAAAAAGUGUGAUUGCAGGAGGAGACACAUUUAUGAACCUUGGCCUGGAGAUGGCAAAUGCACAGAUUUAUCAAGAGAAUCAAGGGACAGCCAGCGUUAUCAUUGCAUUGACUGAUGGGGAAUUGAAUGAGUGGCAGUUUGACACGGCUCAACGUGAGGCUCAGAGGGCCAGGUCUAUGGGAGCAAUUGUGUACUGUGUCGGGGUCAAAGAAUUUAACCAGACCCAGCUUGCAACCAUUGCGGACACCAUGGAACAUGUGUUUCCUGUGUGGGGGGGCUUCCAAGCCCUCAGGGGAAUCAUUGACUCGAUCAUCAAGAAGUCCUGCAUUGAGAUUCUUGCAGCUGAGCCAUCCAAUGUGUGUGCAGGAGAGAGCUUUCAGGUUGUGGUGAGAGGAAAUGGCUUUCUACAUGCCAGAAAUAUUGACCAGGUCCUCUGCAGCUUCAAAUUAAAUGACACACACACUCUAGAUGAAAGACCAGCUGGGAUAGAGGAUACAUUCCUUCUCUGUCCUGCUCCUGUUAUUGAAGAAGCAGGGAGGGUGAUCUACCUUCAGGUGAGCAUGAAUGAAGGCCUAUCCUACAUCACCAGUUCAGUUCACAUCACAACAACUGAAUGUUUUGACGGAACUAUUGUGCUGAUUUCUUUGCUGGUGGUUUUCUUGCUGUUGGCCCUGAUACUCAUGUGGUGGUUUUGGCCUCUCUGCUGCACUGUGGUCAUCAAAGAACCGCCACCUCCACCUCCUCCUGAGCCUGAAUCGGACGAUGAAGAUGGGAUGCCCAAGAAAAGGUGGCCCACAGUGGACGCAUCUUACUACGGAGGACGAGGAGUUGGGGGCAUCAAACGAAUGGAGGUGCGCUGGGGGGAAAAAGGCUCCACCGAGGAGGGCGCCAAGCUGGACAAACCAAAAAACGCUGUCGUCAAAAUGCCAGAGCAAGAAUUUGAGCCUUUUGAGCCCAAACCUCGCAAAGCUAACCGCAGACCCACCCAGCAGAGGAGGUGGUACACACCUAUUCAGGGUAAGCUGGAUGCCCUGUGGGCUCUCUUGAGAAGAGGCUACGACCAAGUCUCUUUGAUGAGGCCUCAGCCUGGAGAUCAGGGGCGCUGCAUACGCUUCCACAGAGUCAGAGAAGGAGUGUCAGCCACAUACACCCACGCCGUGCCCUCUACGCCCGCUCCCACCGCUUCCCUUCCUCCUGCGCCUGCCGAGCAACGACCCCUCGUCUCCAACUCUGUCCCGCGCACCAAGCCCCCGUCCAGAGGGCCCCGCACCACGCCUCCGUCACGCACGCUCCCUCCCGGACCGCCCCCGUCCCGCGCGCCCCCAGGCCCCCCGCCUUCCAGACCCCCUCCCAGGCUGUGA
This is a messenger RNA of Nerophis lumbriciformis (worm pipefish), 1692 nucleotides long. Lineage: Eukaryota; Metazoa; Chordata; Actinopteri; Syngnathiformes; Syngnathidae. The record is from RefSeq and is a predicted model, not a curated record.